Messenger RNA from Hyla sarda, 862 nucleotides. It is a transcript of the gene TEX36, whose product is annotated as testis expressed 36. Lineage: Eukaryota; Metazoa; Chordata; Amphibia; Anura; Hylidae. The coding region runs from base 224 to 721 and encodes 165 amino acids. The record is from RefSeq and is a predicted model, not a curated record. The transcript is spliced from 5 exons.
CCGGAAGUGGCUCCAGCCAGGCCCCGCCCACCACACGCAGCAACAGAGCACAGGGCUGGAGGACUAAACAGCCGCUGCAUCAUAGAGCGUCGGCAGGAAGGUCUUUGCUGUUACCAUAGAGGGGGGGAAAAUUGUUAGUUUAUGUCAAGGUUGCUAUGGAGACGGCUAUGCUAGGCUCCCUGGAGAUAGCCAUGCAUGUGUAAUCAGUACAGGUCGGGGGAGAAUGCCUAAAGGACGUCUGUGCAAUCCUUGCAUUGAAAAGGAUGGGAUCUGGUUCCCUCACAUUGGGGUCAGUAGGAAGCUGCCCAUGACCGGCACUCAGGAAAUGUUAUAUCGAGCAUCAUGGAGAGAGACCAGGCUGCCUCAUCUGUGCACCGCCGGUAACAAGAAUCAAGCGCAAGAUGGAUUCCCUUUCUCCGCACAUGACAAUAGGAACAUACUACAGGGCGCAGGAGAAUACCUGGAUUCUGGUCUUGGGCGAAAGAAAACUCCAUUUGAAAGAAGACAGCACAGCUCUCGAAAUUUUAACCUUCUAUGCCACGACCAGCCACCUAGAGCAACAAGUUAUUAUGGUUUAACAAGUGCGCAAAUCUCUUACAGAGGAAGGCAGGACACAGAGAAGCCAUUCUGCAGAAGAUACCCCAACCACCACCAUGAGAGGUCCACUCAUAUGCAGAACCUCCCUGAGAACCAUUUCAUGUGGUUUGCGGAUUACCACUAGGUUAAGUCAUGAUAUUGUCCAUUAGUAUAAGACAAUCAAGACAUGCCGUCUCCAACAUUGAUCAGAUACUAGUAAUAAAUAAUACAAGUUAUCAGAAAAUAAACUAUAUAUGAUAACUAUAUAUAACCUAUGGAUAAUGCU